AUGCAGCAUCUGCUUGAGGCUACCCGACGGCCCUUCGAUAGCGCAAUAGUGUAUGAGGUCAAAGUCCUCAGGGACGGCCUUAAUCUAGAUAAGGCACGGAAGUUGGCCCAGAAGGCAGAACUUACAGACAACCUUUCAUCGUCAGAGCCGGCUACUUUAGGAAGUGGCAUGAGGACAAAGUACGUUAGCCAUACAUUACUUUUUUUCAAAGAUAUCCUAGAAGACUGACGCCAGAUUCGGACGACGACAAUGACCAGUUCGACAUACGAGGGCACACAAAGAGGCGGUUAGGCCCAUGGCCUGUACCUCCAGCUGUACUCCGGAAGGUCUCAUUGGCUUAA
This is a messenger RNA of Spirometra erinaceieuropaei, 341 nucleotides long. The record is from the annotation of a GenBank genome assembly. Lineage: Eukaryota; Metazoa; Platyhelminthes; Cestoda; Diphyllobothriidea; Diphyllobothriidae.